ACCUGCCCGGCUGAAAGCUUUAUAAAGGGACUGAGUGGUCAUCCUUUACCUCAAGCCAUCUUCUACCAUCCAACAUGAAUUCAGCAACAAUAAUCAGCACACUGCUCAUCGUGACCAUAUCUCUUCUCUGCUCUGUAGAGGCUCUGCGAUGCAUCAAGUGUGAACAUUACCUAUCUUCCAAGAUUUGUAAGACAUCAGAGCACUACUGUGAGACAAAAGAUAAGGAGAAGUGUCUCCUAACCAUUUUGUCUAUAGGUAAAAAACGAUUAGUUGGAAUACAGACAUGUGCUAGUAGUUGCAUUAACACUACUAUGUCCAUGAAAAGUUUUCUAUUUCAAAAUAUAUGUUGUGAUUCUCAUUCUUUCUGUAACAAGCCAAGAGACCUAGUCCUUUCUUGGCCUGCUCUACUUAGAGCUGGUCACUAAGUUAUAAUCCUGGAUCAUCAAGCUUUCUACUGAAUGAUACCUCCAGCCUCAUACCCUGGUUUCUACAUAACAUUCCUUGGAUACAGUUCCUAUUUUAUAUGAAUGCCCUUAAUUUACAUUGGGUGUUGUGCAAAACAUUGAAUGACUUAUCAAAUUGAGUUCACUGUUCAAUAUGUUUUCUUAGAUUAUGUUCAAUUAAAUUAGU
This is a messenger RNA of Microtus oregoni (creeping vole), 630 nucleotides long. Its product is annotated as prostate and testis expressed protein 14-like. The transcript has 5 exons. NCBI's taxonomy places the organism in Eukaryota, Metazoa, Chordata, Mammalia, Rodentia, Cricetidae. The coding region runs from base 75 to 425 and encodes 116 amino acids. The record is from RefSeq and is a predicted model, not a curated record.